This is a messenger RNA of Anopheles cruzii, 6225 nucleotides long. RefSeq lists its product as uncharacterized. Gene Ontology annotation, biological process: chemical synaptic transmission. Gene Ontology annotation, cellular component: plasma membrane; dendritic spine; cytoplasm. Gene Ontology annotation, molecular function: protein binding. The transcript is spliced from 11 exons. The coding region runs from base 1 to 6225 and encodes 2074 amino acids. Lineage: Eukaryota; Metazoa; Arthropoda; Insecta; Diptera; Culicidae. The record is from RefSeq and is a predicted model, not a curated record.
AUGGUUAGUUCGACUGUCGUUUUCGAUAAAAAGUCCGAGUCCGACUCCUCGGCGACCCCCGUAGACGGAGUUCCAGCGCCGCACAAUGAUAGCAGCACUACUACUCUUUCCUCCUCCAUGCCUUUCAGCAGCAACAGCGCGUGUAGCGACACGGCUAGCGUGCGACUAGCACCUAGCGGCGGCGGUGUUGGUGGUGCUGCGGCGGCGGCGGCGAACGAUGAUCCAGCGUCGAUGAGUUUGAGUGAGCAGAAGAUUUUGCUGCUAUUUCCGAAAUGCAAACCGCGCAGUGAGUGUCACUACGUCAUGAACAGUGCCAGUGCGAGUGCCAGUGUCAACGGGAACGGUGGCGGCGGCGGCGGCGGAGGUGUGCCGCUGCACGGGUCCACGCAUUCGCUUUCCCCGUACGCUGCCAUCGCUGCGGCUCGGUCGAGCCCGACUGCCGCCACCACCACGGCCACCGGCGCCGGUGCUGCUUCGAAGCUCAUGUACAUCGAUAAAAAUCCCUACGCUAACAACAAUAGUUCCAGCAAAAGCAACACCAGCUCCAGCACCAACUACCACGCUGCUGUCAGCUACAGCGACUACAGUGCUGUUGCUACUGGUGGAUCCGCCAAGGAAUUGCCGCCCACCAGCGGAGGAAAGGCUUUCCAGCUGAGCUCCUCGGCGUUGGCUGCUGGGCCCGGCGGUAGUGACAAUAAUAACCAGUACAACGGUAGCCCAAUCGCAGCCACCGAACCCGCGGCUGGCAUGAUGAAGGACAAGUACAGUAGCAACCUAAACCACGGCACCAAGUUCGGUCACUCUACCGGCAGCAAGGGUACCGCGGACAUUUACAGCUUCUACUACAACAAUCAACCUCCACCGCUGUCGAGCUCGCCGACCGAAAGCUACCCGUCAAUGGGAGUCGGCGGCGGCGGGGGCGGCGCCGGAGGACUGUUACUCUCGGAGGACGAUGACGACGGUUGCGGUGAGUUUGUGGGGCCUUUAAAAAAACACGAUCCCUCACAAGGCGCCUCCAUCGGCUGGGUGGACAGCGGCGGCGGCGGCGGCGGCGGCGGCGGCGGUGGCGCCGGCAACAACAGUUACUGCCACCUGUCCGUUUCCCACUACCCGAGUGGCAAGCAGAAGGGUGGUGGGGUCACGCAGCCCGUGAAGCAACAGGGCCGGCCGGGCUACAAACCGAUCAGUUGCUACAAUAUGGUGUUACAGUCACCGCUCGAGGACGAGAGCGACAUUGAGGACAAACUGAAGUACUUUAACUAUCAGCACGAGAUGCAAAGCUACGGCGGUAGCGCGGCGCGCAAGGACAAACUGCUCAGCCUCGGACGGCAGGUGGUAGCCCUUGGUGGUGCGGCUAGUGAGAUGCAUUGCGGCGGCGGUGUACACACCGGGAUGGAUGGCAUCAGUAUGAUGGGUAGCGCAAUUGGCGAGAAGAUGCACGAGAAGGGACAGCCAUUGGGGCACAAGUACCAGCAGCAGCAGCACCAGCAGCAGCAGCACGGGGACGGCAGCCUGGAGGAGACCCUGAUUUCGGCGUCACCAAAGGGCAUUCGGCAGCUCGGGCAAAAGUUCGAGCACGUGGUUGGACCACAUGUUGGGCUGAGCGUGGCGGCUAGCCCCAGUGCGGAGUGCGAUGUCCAAGGUAUGAUCGACUUUGCCAACCGGAAGUCAAUCAACCACUCCAAGCCAACCGAGCCGACCGCCAUUGAGCAACGUGACAGUUUGGCCAACUCGGGAUCCAACAUAAUAGAGUACGACGGCUCCCCCCGGCGGUUUGGGCUGAACUUGUGCGACGACACGGACUACUAUUUAGCGUCCAGUGUGAAGAUCAAUCUAACGUCGUCCUCGAUGCUGGCACUGCCCCGGCCGGGCUUCCCGCAGCGGAUAGUGCCGGCGGCCGGCGGCAUCGGUACGGGCAUGGUCGUUUCAGCUGCCAGCCCUAGCGCGAACAUUCUGCGCCAUUCGCCGUCGUUGCUCGAUCAGGUCAACUCUAGCCUAAACAAAACGGUCCUAUUCGACUCGAAGGUGGCUACCGGCCACAAUGAUCCGGCCACGCAAGAUCCGCAAGAUCCGCACAACGAUACGGGUGACACGAGGAGUAGCGCACCAUCGGUGCCGACGCUCGAGAAGAUCCGUUUGAGUGACGAGCUAGGCCUGACCGACGGCAGUGGCAAACUGUCGGUGCCGUCCCCACCGCCGCCGCCGCAGCCGCAGCCGCAGCCGCUCACGAGCUCCUCGACGUUCGACUAUCUGUACGAGUUUUCCGAGACACGGAAGGUGCUGGAGGAAUUUUUCAAGUGCCCUUCGACCGAGGACGUGGAGAAGGUGCUGGAGAAGUUCAGCGACUUCAACGACAGCGGCGACGACCCAGAGAGUCUGGACGUGCAGUACGAGUACCCGGUGGAGCUGGAGCGUGUGCAGGGUGCCCCGCUCGAGACGACCUACAUCGGUACGCAGAACGGUACGAAACCGGAGGCGCGCCACAUGCAGCCCGGUGGUGGUGCAGCCCGGGAGGAACAAGUGGAGGAGGACGAGGAUGAGGAGGAAGACGAGGAGGAGGGGGAAGAGGAGGAUGAGGAGGAGGACGACGACGAUGAUACGGCCGAAAUCGAGGACGAAGAGGAGGACGGACCGACGGAGCGGCGCGGAGAGAUCACCAUGAAGUAUAAGUAUCACCCGAAGCGCAACAAGGCCGGAACCGGGCCGUCUCCCGUGUCGGCGGCCUACGGAGGACUGCGGCGUAAGAAACCGGGUGGGGGUGAGCAGAAACGGAGCCACCACACCGGAGUGGGCACGGAGUAUCCCGUGCCCGUCUACAAGAUGGCCAGCGGGUAUCCUGAGUCCACCACCAAGCAGCAGCAGCAGCACCAAGGCGACUCGAAGGCGUUCGAGCACAACGAGCUGUACUUUAGCUCAUACAUCAACAGCGAGAGCCGCACGAGCAGCUGCGAAGCGAUUCACCGGGACCCGCACGGGUAUGAGGCAAACGGCGGGCCCCUGCUAGCGAACGGUACGGCGGCCAGCAUCCAGCCUGCGCUGGACUACGGCACCGCAUCGAAUGGAACCGCGCCCAACAUCGACGGAAGGAAGGGGUUCGUGCAGCAGAAGUACAGCAAAAACUUUAACUACUCGCCCGACACCACGGAUUACGACUCGAACUGCGGCGAUUACGACAGUGAGAUCUCGCCGCAGUAUGGCAGCGACUUCGGUCUGAUUACCGGCAGCGGUCAUGCGACCAUGUGCGAGGAUUUGAACAACGGCGUCAUCAGUGCCACUUCGGGCGGUGCGCCACCCAACGAGCCUCUGGCCGGCUGUCAGUUCGGGGGCAGCGGUGCAGCCAACUACACGCGCUACUACGCAGCGAUGCCGGUGCUGGAGGAUGGUCUGUCCAGUGGGCACGUUUCGGACUCGGACAACAAUCUCACCAACAUCUCGCUGUCGAGCGUGGCACUCCCCCCCGAUCUAGUGCCGUCGGUGGGCAAGCUGGUCACGGCUGCCACCGCCGCAGUCGCUGAUGACAUGAUACAGCAGUCGGCGAGCGCCACUGGUUACGGUCUUGGCAACACGUUCAGGAUGAGCAACGUUAAACUCAACUCGAGCAUGCUGCACAGUGCGACGAUAUUCAAGAACCGUGAUCCGGAGCUGGAGUCUCUUUACACGAUCAAUACGAUACAGUCGACACCGCCACCUCCAGCACCGGCACCGCACAGGAAAUCAUCCAUCGACUGUGAUAGUUUAUCGACGCAACAACCACAACACUCACAAUCAUCUGCCGGUAUCGAUGUGCAGUCGACACUCAAGGACAUCCGAAUAUGCUUGCAAAGAUCGAGGAACCUUAGUAUGGUAGGCAACAUGCAGCAACAGCAACAGCCGCUGUCGGGGAAAGCGUUCGAGAAGGGAACCAGCAUGUGCACCACGGAACUGGCGGAUUCGAUUGUUCCCAGUCUGUCGCCCAUUUGGAUCCCGCGUUCCGGGCGGGAGUCGCAGGAGCAGGAGCAGUACGGCAGCAAACCGCAGGGCAGUGGUGCUGGGCUCGGCCAGUCCAGCGGUGCCGCAGUAUCAGUGGGGGGCCAGGCCAUGGUCUGCAAACCGCCAGCGGCCCUCGGCCCAAAGUCCUGCCCGGAAGAGAAUGAACUGUUCAUCCAACACUCGGGUCCGGAUAAGGACGCUGUGGGCCUGACGGGCCUGACGGUCGACGACGAAGAGGACCCGGACACGGAUCUCGAAACGGACCGGCUACUCGGACACCAGCGGCUCGACGAUCACGGCUUCUACGACGAGAAGCAAAAGAUGUGGUGCGAGCGCAAGGCCAUCCCGCGGAUGAUGUCACUGGGCAAACUGUCGUCGAUGCAGCAAACCGUGGCGACGACGACAACGAUGGCCCCCGCGGCCACGGGGCUGCUGCAGGUUACCGUGUCGUCGUCCGCGAACGGGGUGGUGGGCGGGAAGGUGGCCGGUGCUAUAGCCGGCGGAACGCGUGCGGCCGCGGGGCAGCUGGCCGCGGCCGGGGUAGCCGGCUUCCUGCCAGGAUCCGCUUCAUCGACACACGCCGCCGUCAUGCAGUCGAGCGGACCACUGCCAGAACUCGUCACAUCGUCCUCGCCAAUCGGUGGCAGCGUGGUGGCGAACGGUGCCGCUACUUCGGCCACCUCGGGCGCCACCUCGGUAAUGGCCAGCUCAGCGACCAACAAUGGCACCGCAUACCAUAAGAGCACGGGCGGCAGUGGUGGUGGCACCGGCGCGGGCAACCUAAUCACCUUUAACGGUCCCAACGACGGUUCUCAGGCACAGGUGCUCGGUGGGAAUGCAGCCAUUUCGCCCAGUCCCAGCCCACAGCACUCGCUGAGCGGCGUAAAUCUGCUAGACAAGUCCAACGGCUCCGGCAGCCCUAGUGGGUCGACCAAGUCGAAGAUGCUGCACCAGGAAACGAAGCGGAAGUCGAAGAACAAAGAAGGUAAGUUGCGCCCGGCAGUGCUCAUUGAAGGCGUGCUAUUCCGUGCCCGCUACCUCGGCUCGACGCAACUCGUUUGCGAAGGACAGCCUACCAAGUCCACCCGGAUGCUGCAGGCCGAGGAAGCCGUCUCUCGAAUCAAGGCGUUGUCUCCCGAUGGCGAAGCGCAACCGAGCACGGAGGUGGACCUGUUCAUUUCGACCGAAAAGAUAAUGGUUCUAAACACCGAUCUGAAGGAGAUAAUGAUGGAUCACGCACUGCGUACCAUCUCGUACAUAGCGGACAUCGGCGACCUGGUGGUGCUGAUGGCUAGACGGCGCUUCGUGCCGCAGGAUAUUGACUCGACUGAUUCGUCCGGCAACGGCGGCGGCGGCGGCGGCGGCGGUGGUAACGGGACGGCGUUGGUGGCGCCGCACAUCAUCGGUGGCAACCACGGUGGCACGAACGGAAACGCGAGCACCCCGGCGCAGAAACCCUCCACAGCGGGUGGGCCGAAGGGAAACCGCACCCCCAAGAUGAUCUGCCACGUGUUCGAGAGCGAGGAAGCGCAGUUCAUCGCGCAGAGCAUAGGGCAAGCGUUUCAGGUCGCGUACAUGGAGUUUCUGAAGGCGAACGGCAUCGAGGACCACAGCUUCAUGAAGGAGAUGGACUACCAGGAGGUGCUCAACAGCCAGGAGAUUUUCGGCGACGAGCUGGAAAUUUUCGCCAAAAAGGAACUCCAGAAGGAGGUGGUGGUGCCGAAGGCGAAGGGUGAAAUCUUGGGUGUGGUAAUCGUCGAGUCGGGCUGGGGCUCGAUGCUGCCGACGGUCGUGAUCGCGAACCUGGCCUCGUCCGGCGCCGCGGCCCGUUGCGGCCAGCUCAACAUCGGUGACCAGAUCAUCGCCAUCAACGGGUUGAGCCUCGUCGGGCUGCCGCUGUCCACGUGCCAGGGUUACAUCAAGAACACCAAGAACCAGACGGUGGUCAAGUUCACCGUCGUCCCGUGCGCACCGGUGGUGGAGGUGAAGAUCAAGCGACCAAACACCAAGUACCAGCUGGGAUUCAGUGUUCAGAACGGUGUGAUUUGCAGCCUGCUACGGGGUGGAAUAGCGGAACGGGGCGGUGUUCGCGUCGGCCACCGGAUCAUCGAGAUCAACAAUCAAAGCGUUGUUGCGGUGCCCCACGAAAAAAUUGUAAAUUUACUCGCAACUUCUGUUGGUGAGAUACUCAUGAAAACCAUGCCGACAUCAAUGUUUCGUUUGCUGACCGGCCAGGAGAACCCAAUUUACAUAUAA